UUCUCGCUGUCGUCGGAUGCCUCGUCCUCCUCUCGGUGUUGUUGUUCUCGGUGACGCGACGGAGGUGUAGCCUGACGCGGUCUCUUACGUGUCGGUCUGAAUAAAAGUGGAGCUCCGUAGACCCGGGAGUGACGAAGCGAGUCUGUGUUGAUUUUAAAUGACAAUGGAAGCUUGUGCAGAUACACAGCAAAGUGUUGAAACGGGUACAAAGCUGGAGCCUGAGAUUGCCCUGGCACAGGCCUCCAUAGCAACUGGCCAGGUGUCAUCCAGCAGCCCCACAGUGGCCUUGGUGCAGUUGCCAAACGGCCAAACCGUCCAAGUUCACGGGGUGAUCCAAGCGGCCCAGCCCUCGGUCAUCCAGCCUCCUCAGGUCCAAGCAGUUCAGAUUUCAACGGUUGCUGAGAGUGAGGACUCUCAGGAGUCUGUCGACAGCGUCACAGAUUCUCAGAAGAGGAGAGAGAUCCUGUCCAGACGACCUUCAUACAGGAAAAUCCUAAAUGACUUAUCAUCAGACGUUCCAGCAGUUCCGUGCAUUGAGGAAGAAAAGUCUGAAGACGACUCAACCCCGGCCAUCACCACAGUCACCAUGUCCACGCCCAUCUACCAAACCAGCAGCGGCCAGUACAUCGCCAUCACCCAGGGAGGGGCCAUCCAGUUGGCCAAUAAUGGGACAGAUGGCGUUCAGGGCCUGCAAGCACUCACCAUGGCCAAUGCUGCCACAGCCCAACCCGGCGCCACCAUACUGCAAUACGCCCAGACCAGUGAUGGGCAGCAGAUCUUGUUGCCUAGCAAUCAGGUGGUUGUACAAGCCGCCUCUGGAGAUGUUCAGGCCUAUCAGAUCCGCACAGCACCAACCAGCGCAAUCACCCCCGGGGUUGUCAUGGCUACCUCACCUGCAUUGGGUACAGGGACAGGAACAGAGGAAGUCACACGCAAAAGGGAGGUGCGCCUUAUGAAAAACAGGGAGGCUGCCCGUGAAUGUCGCAGGAAGAAGAAGGAGUACGUCAAGUGUUUGGAGAACCGUGUAGCUGUGCUGGAGAACCAGAACAAAACCCUCAUUGAGGAACUCAAAGCCCUCAAAGACUUGUAUUGCCACAAAUCUGAGUAGGUGCACCAUUAAUCACCCGCCCAUGUACAGAAACUCAGCAAAGAGCCAUGCAGAUGGAUGCCACUCCACCUUUUCUACUUACUUUGCUUUCUUAAAAAAAAAACUAAAUAAUAAAAAAAAAAAAAAUGCAAGACAUCGAUUACAUUGCCCAGUAGGCAAAGUAAACUGCCACUUCUAAAUUAGCAUUCUGACAUCUUGAUGAGCGGAUUUAUUCUCAGAGGAGUGCUCAUAAAUGGAGUGACCAAUGCAAGGGAUUCUGUCACUGAUGAACUGGAGUUGGAGCUGCCAGAUGUCAUCAGCAGCAACGAUUGAACGGUUCCGAUUCCCCCUUCGUCGCGGCGCCCGGCUCACUUGGAGAUCUUGCGUCAUUCAAAUGGCGCUACAACACAAGUUGCUUCACUAUAGUUUAAUGAUGUAUUUGAAUUUGCAUCAUGGAUUUUAUUUUUGAGCUGUGUUUCUGGUCACUUUCUGUUCCUCGAUUGCCUUUGCCCUUUUCGUUCGCUUACUUUACCUUGCUCCAUGAACAAAAUUGUUAACCAUUUGGGUUGUCAUGUUUAAUGCAGCAGAAAACACACGCAAUCUGGUAGUUUUUUUUUUUUUAAUUGACAUUUUGUCUCCAACCUUAAUACUGCAGGGUCAUUAUUUUUUGUUUUUUUUACUGAUCUGCAGUUUUUUUUUUUUAGAAAACUAGAGUUCCAAACAUCUGUUUGCAAUAAACAAGGUCUUUUUUAGACCUGCAAUGAGAAAAGAUGGGGAAAAUAUGGAGAAAGAAUAAUUGACAAAGCGUGUGUGCGAUCCAAGUAAUAUGAAAUGCUUUUUGUAUUGUGGCUUUUAUUCUAAUCAUUAUUGUCAUUAUUUUUUUAAAAUAAAAACCAAAAAUAAUGAGCCCUGCUUACAACGUAUGCAAUAGAUACAUAGUAAGUAAUAACAGAUGGCCUGUGAUGAUGUAUUUUAACUAACCUGACAUGUUAUUGGGAAGGUUUAUGUAGUUGCAUUAGUAAGAUGAUGUGGAAUACAGUAUGCACUUUUCCUUGCUGAAACAAUCCAGAUGUAUGAGGUGUCUGAGAAAAGUUCCAGGACAAAUGUUACAAACAAUAUUUCAAACUCCCUUCGAAAUAAUCCUUCUGGAUAAUGGGCUUGGGCUUUCACUUAUAUGGUGCUUUUCUACCGUCAACUAACUUCAACACUGUCUCCUCAUUCACCUACUGAUGAUGAGCAACUGGGGGUUCACUAUCAUGCUCAAGGACAAUUAGACAUGAUCACAAUGGCUUAGUGUCGGACCCACAACCUUUGGGUUGGGAUAUAACCACGCUACCAUCUGAGCUGUGCCAGCCCAAACACUUUUGUAGUCUUGUCUGCCAUUCCUUCAUGCACUCCUGGAAGUAUUUGUCAGAGAUCCUCUGCGGCUCCAUCGUCAUGGCCAUCAGCCAUAUCAUCAUCUAUCGCUUCAAAAGGUGUCUCUUUUAUGAACCCUUUGAGUUUGGGAAAGAGCAAAAUAAAAUCGCACUGAGCCAUGUCGUGUUAAUAGCGAGGUUGCCUUUGCACAGUGACGUUCUUGGCCACGAAGUGUCGUUUGGUUAGGACAUUGUGAGCAGCCGCACGUUCUUCCACAACUCGCCUCUUUUAAUACACUGAACGAAGCUAAUGCUGAAGGAUUUGCCGAUUGAUCAUCCAGCCUGUAUUCAAAGGACAAGCUCGUAGUUUAGGUUUGAAAUAUAUCUUGUGACGCUAGUCUGGAACUUUUCCGACACCUAUUUCACAUGUAAAAAUGAAGGACUUGGGAAACUCAAAGCAGAAAUUGAUAAUGAAAUGUUCAGGUCAAUUAUUAUUUUUUUAAUGAUCAUUGCAUAUAUGCAUUCGAUAAGGUGUGCUGCAUAUCAUAUUUGACUGCGGUCAAACGUAAAAGGAUUGAACAGUUACAACCAACCCAAGAAACUUCAAGACGAUAGAAUACCAUAUUUUAUUCUUCGGCUGUAUAUAUAGUGAGUCUUGUUAUCUUUGAUGUGGCUUUUCAUUAAUUUUCUUAAUGUCUGCACCAAUUUGUAUGAUACAUUAUGUUAGAGCUGUUACAUUUUGGCAGCUGUUAAUGUGUUUCUGGUAAGCUUGGCUUUAAAAUCAAGACAUUUAUUUAGAUAUCAAGUAUUUGAAAAAGAAAUCAUAAAUCACUCCUGGGCAGUUGUUUCCAAGCUUUGUAUAUAUGAAUGUCCCUUUGUUUGUCAUAGUAAACCUUCUCAAC
Phycodurus eques (leafy seadragon) is the source of this 3344-nucleotide messenger RNA. Its product is annotated as cyclic AMP-responsive element-binding protein 1-like. The record is from RefSeq and is a predicted model, not a curated record. Lineage: Eukaryota; Metazoa; Chordata; Actinopteri; Syngnathiformes; Syngnathidae. Gene Ontology annotation, cellular component: ATF4-CREB1 transcription factor complex; nucleus. Gene Ontology annotation, molecular function: cAMP response element binding; DNA-binding transcription factor activity, RNA polymerase II-specific; protein binding. Gene Ontology annotation, biological process: regulation of transcription by RNA polymerase II.